GCCUGACCAGCAGUCGGCUUUCAGAAAGAUACAGCGUAGUGUACUACAGAUGGAAAAGACAAGUUUUUUUUUAGCUCAGUUUUUUUUUAAUCAUUCAGUCUCUAAAAUAAUGCCCAUAAUUUUCUUUGAGUUAAGAGCUGUAUAUAGAUGGAGUCUCAGAGUAGGUCUAUUUUAAAUUUUCCCCCAGACUUCCGUGAUUGGCUUUCUGUGGGAUUGUGAUGUGGUGUGACACGAUCUUUAAAUUAUGUGCCUGCUGUCUUGCAGUGUCACGGACGCCUUCAAUAGAGGGUUUUUUUUUUUGCCAUUCCCAGCAAAGUCCCAUUUUGAGAAAUGUCACACCCAGGCGUAAUUAUUGAUGGAAGUUAAUUACAGGUUUGAUCCCACGUUGGUGUUCCCAAGAUGUGUUUCCGUCACAGGGCACGGUUUGUCCCGGAGAGUCGGCUCUCACGGGUACCAAUCCAAGAAAGGAAGUCAUGUGACUUGACCGUUACAGAGCUGUUCAUUUGAAGGAGGUCAGACAGUAAACCUGUGUACCAGAGCUUGUUCCUUAAUAAUAAUGUCCUCUAUUAUGAAACAAUUAGCUAAUGAUCAGAUAUCAGUUACUUCCAAACGACUUCCAUCUAUUCAGAUUAGCCCACAGUUAAGCAGUUUGGAAAUAAAAUACUUGUGGUUUGAGUACAAGGAGGAUUUUUCUUUACCCUGAUGAGUAAGUAACAUAAAAAACCAGGUGGUAUGCUUUGUGUGUGAGUUCCAACCCUUUCCAAAGUGUUACUAAUGGUAAAGAGAUAAUUUUCUAGGCUUCUUUUCUGCCGGUUGAAGCCUGACUGCAGAAGGACCCUGGCACAGAAAGUGGGGUAAAACGCCGGACCCAAAGCUGCAGGUCAGGACGUACAUCGAUGUCAUGAGGGAGCAGCACCUCACUAAAGAGGAGAAAGAGAUCCGGCAGCAGCUGGCAGAGAAGGCCAAGGCGGGAGACCUGAAGGCCGUGAACGGUGCCGCUGCCUCCCAGGCCGCCGCCGCCGCCGCCAAACGCAAGCGCCGCUGGGACCAGACCGCCGACCAAACCCCCUCCAGCGCCACACCCAAGAAGGUCUCCAGCUGGGACCAGGCUGACGCCACAGCAGAGACUCCAGGACACACCCCUGGCCACACCCCUUCCAACAGCCGCUGGGACGAGACCCCUGGCAGGGCCAAGGGCAGCGAGACGCCCGGUGCCACGCCCAGCACACGCAUGUGGGAGCCCACGCCCAGCCACACGCCCGCCGGAGCCGCUACACCAGGGCGCGGGGACACACCCGGACAUGCGACACCAGGCCACGGGGGAGCCACCUCCAGCGUGCGCAAGAACCGCUGGGACGAAACACCAAAGACAGAGCGAGAGACCCCGGGCCACGGCAGCGGCUGGGCCGAGACCCCCCGCACAGACCGAGGGGAUGAAUCUGUUGGGGAGACCCCCACCCCUGGCGCCAGCAAGAGGAAGUCCCGCUGGGACGAGACCCCCGCCAGCCAGAUGGGCUCCUCCACCCCCCUGCUCACCCCCGGAAAGACCCCCAUCGGAACUCCAGCCAUGAACAUGGCCACACCCACCCCAGGCCACCUGAUGAGCAUGACCCCUGAGCAGUUGCAGGCCUGGCGUUGGGAGAGGGAGAUCGACGAGAGGAACAGGCCGCUGACUGAUGAGGAGCUUGACGCCAUGUUCCCUGAAGGCUACAAGGUGCUGCCCCCUCCUGCUGGCUAUGUCCCGAUCCGCACCCCGGCCCGCAAGCUGACUGCCACCCCGACCCCUAUCGGAGGCAUGACUGGCUUCCACAUGCAGACUGAGGAUCGCACCAUGAAGACUGUCAAUGACCAGCCCUCUGGAAACCUGCCCUUCCUGAAGCCUGAUGACAUCCAGUACUUUGACAAACUGCUGGUGGAGGUGGACGAGUCUACUCUGAGCCCAGAGGAGCAGAAGGAGCGCAAGAUCAUGAAACUUCUCCUGAAGAUCAAGAACGGCACACCCCCCAUGAGGAAGGCUGCACUCCGCCAGAUCACUGACAAGGCCAGGGAGUUUGGGGCGGGGCCCCUCUUCAACCAAAUCCUGCCCCUGCUCAUGUCGCCAACCCUGGAGGACCAGGAGCGCCAUCUUCUGGUCAAGGUUAUUGACCGCAUCCUGUACAAGCUGGAUGAUCUGGUCCGGCCCUAUGUACACAAGAUCCUGGUGGUGAUUGAGCCCCUGCUGAUUGAUGAGGACUACUAUGCCAGAGUGGAGGGCAGAGAGAUCAUCUCCAACUUGGCCAAGGCGGCCGGCCUGGCCACCAUGAUCUCCACCAUGAGGCCUGACAUUGACAACAUGGACGAGUACGUGAGAAACACCACGGCUCGCGCCUUCGCCGUGGUGGCGUCGGCCCUGGGCAUCCCCUCCCUGCUGCCCUUCCUCAAGGCCGUGUGCAAGAGCAAGAAGUCGUGGCAGGCCCGCCACACAGGAAUCAAGAUCGUGCAGCAGAUCGCCAUCCUCAUGGGCUGCGCCAUCCUGCCCCACCUGCGCAGCUUGGUGGAGAUCAUUGAGCACGGUCUGGUGGAUGAGCAGCAGAAAGUGCGAACCAUCAGUGCCCUGGCUAUAGCUGCUCUUGCUGAGGCUGCUACUCCCUAUGGCAUUGAGUCCUUCGACUCUGUGCUCAAGCCUCUGUGGAAGGGUAUCCGGCAGCACAGGGGCAAGGGUCUGGCUGCCUUCCUGAAAGCCAUCGGUUAUCUGAUCCCCCUGAUGGACGCCGAGUACGCCAACUACUACACCAGAGAGGUGAUGCUGAUCCUCAUCCGAGAGUUCCAGUCUCCCGAUGAGGAGAUGAAGAAGAUCGUGCUCAAGGUGGUAAAGCAGUGCUGUGGCACAGAUGGUGUCGAGGCCAACUACAUCAAGACCGAAAUCCUGCCCCCCUUCUUCAAGCACUUCUGGCAGCACAGGAUGGCUCUGGACCGGCGCAACUACAGACAGCUGGUGGACACCACAGUGGAGCUGGCUAACAAGGUGGGCGCAGCUGAGAUCAUCUCCCGCAUUGUGGACGACCUGAAGGACGAGGCUGAGCAGUACAGGAAGAUGGUGAUGGAGACCAUCGAGAAGAUCAUGGGCAACCUGGGGGCUGCAGACAUCGACCACAAGCUGGAGGAGCAGCUUAUCGACGGCAUCCUCUACGCUUUCCAGGAACAGACCACAGAGGAUUCGGUGAUGUUGAAUGGGUUCGGCACGGUGGUCAAUGCCCUCGGCAAGCGAGUGAAGCCCUACCUGCCUCAGAUCUGUGGUACAGUCCUUUGGCGUCUGAACAACAAGUCCGCCAAGGUGCGGCAGCAGGCGGCCGACCUCAUCUCGCGCACAGCUGUGGUCAUGAAGACCUGCCAAGAGGAGAAACUGAUGGGCCACUUGGGAGUGGUGUUGUACGAGUACCUGGGAGAAGAGUACCCAGAAGUGCUGGGGAGCAUCCUGGGUGCUCUGAAGGCCAUCGUCAAUGUCAUCGGCAUGCACAAGAUGACACCACCCAUCAAAGACCUGCUGCCGCGUCUCACCCCUAUCCUGAAGAACAGGCAUGAGAAGGUGCAGGAGAACUGCAUUGAUCUGGUGGGCAGGAUCGCUGACAGGGGUGCAGAGUAUGUGUCAGCCAGGGAGUGGAUGAGGAUCUGCUUUGAGCUGCUGGAGCUGCUGAAGGCUCACAAGAAGGCCAUCCGCCGAGCCACCGUCAACACCUUCGGCUACAUCGCCAAGGCCAUCGGGCCCCACGACGUGCUGGCCACGCUGCUCAACAACCUGAAGGUGCAGGAGCGGCAAAACCGCGUGUGCACGACGGUGGCCAUCGCCAUCGUGGCGGAGACGUGCUCACCCUUCACGGUGCUGCCUGCGCUGAUGAACGAGUACCGCGUCCCCGAGCUCAACGUGCAGAACGGCGUGCUCAAGUCCCUCUCCUUCCUGUUCGAGUACAUCGGCGAGAUGGGCAAGGACUACAUCUACGCCGUCACCCCGCUGCUGGAGGACGCCCUCAUGGACAGAGACCUGGUCCACCGGCAGACGGCCAGCGCGGUGGUGCAGCACAUGUCCCUGGGUGUGUACGGCUUCGGCUGUGAGGACUCCCUCAACCACCUGCUCAACUACGUGUGGCCCAACGUGUUCGAGACCUCGCCCCACGUCAUCCAGGCUGUGAUGGGGGCGCUGGAGGGUCUGCGCGUGGCCAUCGGCCCCUGCCGCAUGCUGCAGUACUGCCUGCAGGGUCUGUUCCACCCAGCGCGGAAGGUACGGGACGUCUACUGGAAGAUCUACAAUUCCAUCUACAUCGGCUCCCAGGAUGCUUUGAUCGCCCACUACCCCCACGUCUACAACGACGAGAAGAACUCCUACAUCCGCUACGAGCUGGAGUAUUUUCUGUGAAUACAGCCCCCAUUUUCCCCCCCACCCCACCCAUUGCACACUCUCACUCGCCUCUAUAACUGUUCUCUGCCUCUGUCAGCUCCGCCCCCUCCCUGUCCCAUCUCCUUUGGUAUACAGGACAUUGUUUUUUUUUAUUAUUAUUAUUAUUUAGUUCUGUGUCUGAUAGUGGGUGCCAGUCAGCCACCAUGGCACCAAAAAAAUCGUUUUUAAUAAAAGGAAUGAAAAAGUGGAAAAAAAAAAAA
Molecule: messenger RNA, 4632 nt
Organism: Megalops cyprinoides (Indo-Pacific tarpon)
Lineage: Eukaryota; Metazoa; Chordata; Actinopteri; Elopiformes; Megalopidae
Gene: sf3b1
Product: splicing factor 3b, subunit 1
Exons: 22
Coding region: 902-4390 (1162 amino acids)
Biological process (GO): spliceosomal complex assembly
Cellular component (GO): U2 snRNP; catalytic step 2 spliceosome; U12-type spliceosomal complex
Molecular function (GO): mRNA binding
Source: RefSeq, a predicted model, not a curated record